Molecule: messenger RNA, 6710 nt
Organism: Caretta caretta (loggerhead turtle)
Lineage: Eukaryota; Metazoa; Chordata; Testudines; Cheloniidae
Gene: COL4A6
Product: collagen type IV alpha 6 chain
Biological process (GO): extracellular matrix organization
Cellular component (GO): collagen trimer
Molecular function (GO): extracellular matrix structural constituent conferring tensile strength
Source: RefSeq, a predicted model, not a curated record
GACACUCCAGGUGCACGUUACGCCUUGUUUUACCUCAGACGGGCUAGCAUUAAACCGGUGUCACUCUCUGUCUGCAGCUGUUGGCAUGCUAGGUAGCAGGGAUUGGGAGGCAGAAAACACCAGACCGUAGUUUAACCACCGGGCAGCGAAGCUUUCAAUGAACCGGAGCAACGGAGCCGUGUGAAGUACUGGCAGGGGAGCAGCAUGCACACAGGGCUUGUUGUUCUGGUUGCUUUCUGCCUAGCUGUGGAACUGGUGACUGGGGGUGGGAAGAAAUCCUAUAACGGACCAUGUGGGGGUCGAGAUUGCAGCGCGGGCUGCAAAUGUUUUCCAGAGAAAGGUGCUCGGGGUCGACCGGGAUCUAUUGGGAACCAAGGACCUAUAGGUGUUCCAGGAUUUGCUGGGCCAGAAGGUUUGGCAGGGCCAAAAGGUGAGAGAGGGGCAGUGGGCUCUCCAGGAUCAGCUGGACUGAAAGGAGAUAAGGGUCCAAUGGGAGUGCCUGGAUUUCAAGGCAUCAAUGGGAUUCCGGGCCACCCUGGCCAGCCAGGGCCCAGAGGUUUUCCUGGCCUUGAUGGCUGCAAUGGUUCUAUUGGGAGUCCUGGUGUUUCCGGGUUGGAUGGGUUUCCUGGUACACAAGGGCCACCUGGUCGCUUUGGUCCCAAGGGUCCCAAAGGAGAACCUGCAUAUGCCCAAGGUGGCCUUAAAGGAAGUAAGGGUGAAAAUGGUCUUCCUGGAUUGGAUGGGAUUUCUGGUGCAAAAGGUUUCCCUGGUCCAGCAGGUUCUGUGGGUCCUAUAGGAUUGCCAGGUUUGCAGGGGCCACCGGGUGCAAUGGGGCCACCAGGACCAAAAGGUAACAUGGGAUUAGGUUUCCAAGGAGAGAAAGGUGCAAAGGGAGAUGUCGGGCUACCUGGCCCUGCAGGUCCCCCACCAUCCACUGGGAUACUAGAGUUCAUGGGAUUUCCAAAAGGGAAACCAGGAGCAAAGGGUGAGCCAGGCCCUAAAGGAUUCCCCGGGAUUGGAGGAUUACCUGGCCCUCUGGGCUUUGGGGGUAUCGGAGAAAAAGGAGAAAAGGGGAUCCCUGGCUUACCAGGUGGCAGGGGAUUUCUGGGAUUGGAUGGAUCUGAUGGGUUUCCAGGGAGAAAGGGUCAGUUUGGUCUCCCUGGUUUUCCUGGGCUGGAUGGAGUGCAAGGAAUGAAGGGUGAAUUAGGUGAAAUGGGUCCUCCAGGCCCUCUUAUUUCUCUCGAUAGAGAAGACGGACUCGUCUCAGGUUUGCCAGGAGAUCCCGGGAUUCCAGGGACUCCAGGCCCUCGAGGAGAUGAAGGGAUUGUUGGUUUACCAGGCCUUCCUGGCACCCGAGGUCUCUCAGCUCUUGUUCGAGGGGCACCAGGUCUCAUGGGAUUUCCAGGUAUUCCAGGUAUUACUGGUGAACCAGGAGACCAAGGGAGAGCAACAAUUGGAUUACCAGGCACUCCAGGCAUAGGUGGUUUACCGGGUAUGCCAGGACCUCCAGGACUGCCUGGCCCAUCACAAAUCCUCAAUGGAGAACCUGGGGAACCAGGAAGACCUGGACAACGGGGGCCACCAGGAGUUUUGGGACUAAAAGGGACCAAAGGGGAUCCAGGUGAUUGUGCUUGUGAUGGAGGAGUCACAGGAGCUGGACCAAAAGGUGCACCAGGCCCUCUGGGUCCACCAGGUAGUCCUGGUGAACCUGGGUUUAAGGGUUCUAGUGGAGAUCCUGGCAGUGUGGGUGCACAAGGGCCGCGAGGGCCUCCGGCUUCACCUGGUCAACCAGGUUCUCCAGGCCGUAAGGGAGAAAAAGGAGAUCCAUCUUUUGCAAGAGGCAGAGGUCUCCGGGGGGAUCCUGGUGCAACAGGAGCCAGAGGGCCUUCUGGCAUCCCAGGAACUCCUGGCAGAGAUGGAUUCCCAGGUUUACCAGGCCAGCCAGGUCCUCCGGGUGAUGGUGGACUAGGCUUUCCAGGCGAAAAAGGCCUGCCGGGAUUACCUGGCUCCAAGGGCCGGCGUGGGGAGAGCGGUCUUCCUGGCAUUGGUUUCCCAGGUCCUAGUGGAGUUCGCGGCCCUCCAGGUGACCCAGGAAUGGAUGGUUUUCCAGGACAACCAGGUCUUCCAGGUCCUCCAGGUGACUGCUGCUGCGGUGAGAAGGUUGGUAAAGGAGUCUUAGACACAGAGGGAGGGAUCACCUUGCCCUGUGUAGUUCCUGGAGGGUUUGGUGCCCCUGGGCCUCCAGGCAUACCAGGACGUCCAGGUCCCAAGGGCAGACCGGGGUUUCCAGGCAUUCCAGGUCAACCUGGAUUACGUGGAUCAAAAGGACAACCAGGUAUUCCAGGAUCAAUGGCAUUGCCAGGAGCACCGGGCUUUCCUGGGCCUCGUGGAGAUCAGGGACCACAAGGGCUUCCAGGACUUGAUGGAACAGAUGGUUUCCCUGGAAAGAUGGGAACUCCUGGCUUGUCAGGGGCAAAAGGAGCUCCUGGUGAAGUGUUUGGUGCUGAAAGAGGAGCCCUGGGUGAGCGUGGCAGACUUGGAUUCCCAGGAGAUAAAGGACUUGUUGGAGAACCUGGAUUUCCUGGACAGAAGGGUGUUAAUGGAAGGCCUGGCUUACCGGGUUUUAAAGGUGAACGGGGUAAUCCAGGGCUCCCAGGUAUUGAUGGAUUGCGAGGACCUCCUGGUCCUGGAGGUCCGUUUGGCAUUAAAGGAGAACCAGGUCCCAGGGGAGCAGUUGGCUUCUCAGGAUCACCAGGACUUCCUGGAGUCAAAGGACCAACUGGUGAUGCAGGUCCACCAGGCCCUGCUGGUAUGAAAGGCUUCCCAGGUCUAGAAGGUUUUCCAGGACCACCUGGGGACAGAGGAUUCCCAGGGUCACCUGGGCCUUUGGGUAAAGAUGGACGUCCAGGUUUCUUUGGAGCAAAAGGUGAAAAGGGUCCUCCCGGGUUGAUUGGCUUUCCUGGCAUGCCAGGCCUGCCUGGUAUCCCUGGGGUGAGUGGGCUGAAAGGAAUUCCUGGGUCAGCUGGAAGGGAAGGAAAUAUUGGAUAUUCUGGACCCUCUGGUCUAAAAGGUGACAGGGGUGAUCGAGGUCCACCUGGACUCCCGGUUCUUAGGCCUCCAGAAUUGGCAUUGGCAUUCAAGGGAGACAAAGGUGAUCGUGGGUCACCUGGACUGAGAGGAUUCCCUGGACCUAGAGGUGAUAAAGGAUUCCCUGGACCCCGUGGACAACCUGGUCUUCCUGGUCCACGAGGAUCGCCAGCCACAGAUAGAGGACUACCUGGUGAUGCAGGGUUCCCAGGCCUGCCUGGACCACCCAGCUUGCCAGGACAGAAAGGACAGGCUGGAAUCAUAGGAUUACCCGGAUUUCCAGGAGAAAGUGGUUCAGAGGGUAUCUCAGGAGCACCAGGGUUCCCAGGAACUGUUGGUUUCCCCGGUCCAAAGGGUGACCCGGGGGAAUCACUUGGAAUUCCUGGUGGGUUAGGAGAUAAAGGAGAACGAGGGGACCGUGGAUUCCCAGGUGAGAGGGGGAAAGAUGGGCCAAAGGGUGAACCAGGAUACCCAGGAAGCACUGGCCUGGAUGGGCCUAAAGGUGUCCCAGGUGACCUUGGCCAAGAAGGACCACCAGGCCUCCCUGGAAUUGCUGGGUUGCGAGGAAAUGCAGGUCUCCCGGGUUCUCCAGGGCUGCCUGGACCUGUAGGAUUCAUCGGACUCCCUGGGAUAGCAGGGCCAAAAGGAUUCCCUGGAUUUCCUGGUUUAAAUGGUCUGAACGGCUUACCAGGCACAAAAGGGUCACCUGGAACACCAGGUCUGAGUGAAGCUGGACUGAAUGGCCCUGCAGGGCUUCCAGGUCCUAAGGGUGAAGAAGGUUCCCCAGGCAUUGGCCUAGGAGCCCCAGGACUCCCUGGGCAGAAAGGAUCAUCAGGAGACAUGGGUCUUCCAGGUACCUUGGGUCUGCCUGGUUUACCAGGGCCUCCUGGCAUCUCUCUUCCUUCAAAUAUACCUGGGAGACGUGGUGAUUCUGGCCGUCCUGGAGUGGAUGGGAAUCCAGGCCCCCCAGGUCCUCCAGGUCCUCGGGGGCUCUCCGGCCCAGCCUCCAAUCAAGGUGAUACCGGCCUUCCAGGUUUACCUGGAGUUCCUGGUUUGCCAGGCAUAAAGGGUGACAUAGGACUCCCUGGUCCAACUGGAAUUCCAGGAGCUUCAGGACUCAAAGGUGUGAAGGCUGAGCCAGGCUUUAUGGGGAUGCCAGGUAAAGAUGGGCUUCCAGGGGACCCUGGAAUUCCUGGGCUGAAAGGUGAAACUGGCCGUCGAGGUUUCCCGGGCCUACCAGGCGCUCCAGGCCUAGUACCAAAACCAGAAGAAGUCAUAGUUCCUCCAGGGCUACCUGGUCUGCCAGGAAUUGAUGGAGUCCCUGGCUAUGCUGGAGAUCGUGGAUUUCAGGGACCAGAUGGGCAGCAAGGUCCAAAAGGUCUGUCAGGCAGAUCAGGUCAGGUGGGCCGUCCUGGUUUACCAGGGCCAGAUGGCACAGUUGGGGACCCAGGAACCCCAGGUAUUCCAGGGCCACCAGGAUUGGAAGGUGUAUCGGGAAAGCCAGGCCUGUUUGGUUUGCCCGGAAUGCCGGGUCGGAGUGUAGGCGUUGGAUACACUUUGGUGAAGCACAGCCAGUCAGAGCAGAUCCCACCAUGCCCAAUUGGAAUGAAUAAGCUCUGGGAGGGUUACAGCUUGCUGUAUGUGGAGGGGCAGGAAAAGGCGCACAACCAGGAUCUAGGUUUUGCUGGCUCCUGCUUGCCUCGCUUCAGCACCAUGCCAUUUAUUUACUGCAACAUCUAUGAGGUGUGCUACUAUGCCAGCCGAAAUGACAAAUCCUACUGGCUCUCCACCACUGCUCCCAUCCCCAUGAUGCCAGUGAGCCGUCUGGAGAUCCCACAGUACAUCAGUCAUUGCUCAGUGUGUGAAGCACCUUCCCAGGCUAUUGCAGUACAUAGCCAGGACAUUACCAUCCCGCAGUGCCCCGAGGGCUGGCGCAGCCUGUGGAUCGGAUACUCUUUCCUAAUGCACACUGCAGCUGGCGCGGAAGGCGGAGGUCAGUCCCUUGUCUCACCCGGCUCUUGCCUCGAGGAUUUCCGUGCUACUCCUUUCAUUGAAUGCAAUGGUGCCAGAGGAACCUGCCAUUACUUUGCAAACAAAUACAGCUUCUGGCUGACCACAGUCGAACGCACGCAGCAGUUUGUCGGUGCUCCUCCCUCAGAAACUCUGAAAGCAGGACAGCUCCGAACCCGAGUCAGCCGUUGCCAAGUGUGCAUGAAGAACUUGUAGCAAAAACAACCCAAACAAAUAAAACUUUGCUACCUAAGAGUUUAAACCUCAUUCAUUGGAAGAACUAUAAUCACAUACACCCAUUCUGCUGGUGGUUUGUGGAUAAGUUACAACAGCCAGAACACUACUGAAAUUAUGUUUUAGAUCCAUAAGAAACAUAGCUCCACACAGAAGGAAGGAGGGACAGACUAAUCUCUGAAACCUCUGACUGUUUUGUGGAACAUGGUGCUACACUUUUUCUUUCAUGUUUGUUUUCCUAUUCAUGGCUACCUCAGAAAGUCUCUGAGCCUUUCUCAUUCACAUUGCAGAGUGACAAUAUUAUAUUAUACAAUAUUAUAAUAAAGCACUCCAUAUUAUAUCACCCAUCCGUUUGAUGCACUCAUCUAUAGCCAAUGAUAGAUUUUCUUAAACAAGUUUGUGCUUCACAGAUUAGUUGUCUUUGCAGAAAGCAUUUGGCAUUGGCCUAGGGCAAUACGCAUUGAUUAGAUGAGAAAAUAUGUAAUGAAAUGGAUUUUCAGUUGGAAAGGAACUUAACUCUAAACUAAUUAAAACAAAUCACUGCAGCAGAGGUGCUCAGAGUAUUAAGCAUUAGAUACUGAGAACUGGCUUCCCUGGGAAGUUCUUACUUAAAGAUGAGCUUGUUUUGUUUUGCUUUUUAAAGGAAUUGGCAUAAUCUUUGGUUUCAGUGAUGCAUGAGCAACUUGGAGCCAAAUUCAGACCAGCUGUAACUGAUUUUGCAUUCCCCCUCCAUGAAAAAUUUGGAUUUCUACCUGGACUUAAAGCCAUUUUCAUUAUUCAGCACAGCUUUAUCACUAUUGAAAUGUGUUCUAUGUAAGCACACAGUUCAAGAUUUGUUGUUACCCUUUUGCACCCUAGCAAUUUGUGACCUCCAGAAUAAUUUCAUUAGUAUUUACAUAUGAAAUCAUCUUUCCGAGGUAGCCUUGGAACAGUUUUUUUUUGUAAGUAUUCAAUUUGUGUAUAUUUUAAAAUGUAGAAGCCUUAUUAUUUAGCAUUCAAGUUUAUGGAAACAUAGAAGCAAGCAGUUGUUGGAUGUACAUUUUUUUACUGCUAAAAUCACCUGUUUUGUAUUCUUCAUCCACUGGGCUUUAUUUCUACUAGUUAAAAAACAUUACUGUAUUUCUAAUGCACUGUUAAAUAUUCACACAAUUCCUUCAGGUUAUAAUUACAAUCAGUGGUUUUCAGACUAUAUGGGAAAAUAGAAAUUAAGAGAAAGCCAUAAAUACAAUAUGUCUAUGCUGAGAACUAAUUAAGGCUAAAGUUAUUAAUUUCAGCUUCUUUCUACAGUGAGGUUGACAACACCAUUGGUAUCAGCAUUUUUAGAGGAUUUGAAGCGAGGGCCUUGUAAAUUCCAAAUCUUUUUUUUUUUUUUUUUUAUU